Camponotus floridanus (Florida carpenter ant) is the source of this 3664-nucleotide messenger RNA. RefSeq names its product protein bric-a-brac 1. Gene Ontology annotation, cellular component: nucleus. NCBI's taxonomy places the organism in Eukaryota, Metazoa, Arthropoda, Insecta, Hymenoptera, Formicidae. Gene Ontology annotation, biological process: regulation of transcription by RNA polymerase II. The transcript has 4 exons. Bases 2034 to 3407 code for a protein of 457 amino acids. The record is from RefSeq and is a predicted model, not a curated record. Gene Ontology annotation, molecular function: DNA binding; protein binding.
UUUUUUACAUAAAAGUAGAAAAUUUUAACGUAACAUUUAAAGAUGGGUAUUAUCAAAAGAUGAAAUAUCAGUUGAACUUUAAUGUGAGUUACAAGCGCUGAUGCUUCUAUUUGAACGGUGUCGAUUAGCAUCGCUCUUUUAACGGAAAAUAUAAUAUUUGACGAUUCUCCCGCAGGAAAUAUUGCCAUAUUGAUUUCAAUUAAUUUCUGCGGACAUAGCUGUACGAUUCAUAGCGCGUUAAUUACGAGCAGGGCUACAAAUGUUAACUAAUUUCAGCCUCGCGUUUCAACGUAUUUGGCCGCAUUUUUCCCGCGCGGUAGCAGUUAUGUCUCUGAUAUAUACACGCGUGGUGGUUAAUGCUGUCGCUCUACGUCAAGCUUAAUUUUUAAUCCGCCGCGUAGUGCCGUGUCGUGAAAUAAUUCGCCGCUUAUUAUGCAAAUUUAAUCGCGCGUUUAUCGCGAGGCGCGCUAAUCGCAGAUAACUUUCCCGCUUAACUUCACCGUUAGGAUGCGUUUACUCCUUUUUAUUUUCCGACGUAACAAAGGACGUCCGGGCCGCUUUGUUUUCCCGGCAGCAGAUACGCCCGCUAAACGCGGAUUAAACAUCCCCUCUGCGAUCCCUCUCGACGCGAUCAUUGUGUCGCCGUUCUUAUAAUCGUCUAGGUGGUUACGCGCGACAUUUAUGUUCACCAACUCAAGCUACGGCUGUUGCCGUCAACAAGCAGCAUCCAUUCAAUCGCUAAUCACUCCGAUCGGACGUUUCUCUUUCGGCAAAUUAAAAUGGAAAAAAAGAAAAAAUGUUUCCGACCUCUUUUGCUCUUUCAAGGUGUCUAAGCUUAAAGAUGUAAGAAAAAUCAUUCGGAGAUUCUGGGUCGCGAAUCGAGAAAUAGAUACUUUCGCAAGAAGACGAGCCGAAUAACUCUCGUGAUGGUUCCGAGAGACAGAUACUCCCGAGUGAGCUUAGUUCUCCAAAGUUUUCCGACUCCCAUCACCUUCGCGAGCAUAGUUGCUCGGGACAUCUCAAAGCAUUUCUAUUAUUCGGAUCGUUCUACUUUGGUCUCUCGAGUCAUUUGGAGGGAUAUUUUGGAGCGCGGAAUUCUCGAAUACGUUUCUCCGCUUCGUAUUUGCUACCAAGUCAUAGCGUAUUCGGUGUGACGGCGAUGUUAUAACGAGAUUUUACGUCAAUGGUGUGGCAUCUGCUCGCAAGAAAACGAUUUCGUUUGAAGAUUUCGUGCUUCAAAGCAUACACCGUCUUCUUCGUCCCGCAAAUGUAUUGUAAUCGAGGAAAAUGCACGCCCGAAUGUGCAGCAGUGCGUCCUUUAUCGGCGCGAGCAUUCUACAUAGAGCUUUUCCGAAUAUUUGCACGUUAUCGCUUGUGUUUGCGUCAUGGACUCGAACUUUCAAUUCCUAAUCGAUCCGAGGCGCCAGGCGGGAAUCUCGGAGACAGACGCUGGCGUCUCUUUGGUUCUUUGCGCGUUUACGUCGACGAAGAUAUAAAAAGAGAGAACGAGAGGAAGAGAGAGAGAGAAAAGUAGUCACGGAAAAGAGUCAAGUAGUUUCUAUUUUUCUACUCAUCGCUCGAAGCGAAAAUCUAUUUUUUUACGCCUCGCGAACUGUACUUUGCUCAAGAAAAAGCCCGAGAGACUCGGUUAAAUAGUCGAUAUAAUAGUUGUAGAAAACGGGAAUGCGAUAAGGCGUUCACCAUUGAUCCAUCAACGGUAUAAAAACGCGCGCGUCCGCGUUCGCCUUCGCAGCGUGCGAAGAUCUACGCGUCCAAGAUGAAUUUCGGGCAGCGUCCAGAAGAUAAAGCGCGCCGAUGCGCCGCAUCGCUUUGUGCCGAAAGCGGCGUUUUCCCAGCCCGCGCGGCCGCGCUGCAGCUGCGGGAAAUGCAUCGAUCGCCGAUGCAUUUCGAUGGCACCAACGUCACGCUUUCGGCGUCAAAAGGCCAAGGUCGGCCUCGCUUAAUUGCGUGGACGAUCGCCGACGUCUUGCCGACACGCAGGAUACACAGGGUCGGGAUUGGAGAUAGACAAGAUGGACCAGCAGUAUUGUCUACGGUGGAACAAUCAUCCAGCCAACCUCACAGACGUUCUCAGCUCCCUACUUGCUAGAGAGGCACUUUGUGACGUGACCCUGGCUUGUGUUGGAGAGACAUUCAAGGCGCACCAAACCAUACUAUCUGCAUGCAGUCCAUAUUUUGAGAGCAUUUUCAUACAAAACACCCAUCCCCAUCCAAUUAUAUUCCUGAAAGAUGUCAAUGAUACGGAGAUGAAGGCGUUGCUGCACUUUAUGUAUAAGGGUGAAGUUAACGUUAGUCAGCAUCUGCUACCGAUGUUCCUUAAAACAGCGGAGGCAUUGCAGAUCAGAGGCCUCACCGAUAAUAGUGUAAAUAACAAGACAGAGGAAAAGAGUCCAUCGCCAGAGCCAGAAACGCAAACUGGAGUCAGACAUAGCGAUUCGCCUAAUCUUCAGUCUCAUCCUGAGAAAAGAAAAAGAAAACAUUCAGGCAGCUACGAUGUUUCCCUUUCUGGUCCGCCUAGUGAGAGAUUCUUAUCCGAUUCUCAGGCAUCCUCACAGUGUAGUUACAAAUCGAGUCCUUCUGUAAUUCCAAAGUUAAAUAACGCCCUGGGAGUUGAGAUGGAAGAGGGUGGUCGACCCAUAUCUCCUGCUUCACAACCACAGGCUUCUAUAAAACAAGAGGUGGAUCAUCACUUACCGGACUUCCAUGACAAUAUUUCCCUCCCUACUAGUAUGGAGUGGGAGGUUCAGAGAGAUGGGAAGAGUGACGAAACUAUGGAUGUACAGAACAUGACUUCAAAUCGUCCAGAUUCGGCUGUGGUGCAAGUUUCUCGCGAAAGUGCCAUCAUGGCUGGAGGUUCUCUCUGUGUCAAUAUGUCAGGAACUACAUCUGAAUUUACUGGAAAUUCAUAUAAUCUAAGUCAAACCGUACUUGUGAACUCGCACAAUUCGUAUAAAAACAAUAAUGUUUAUCCAAUGCAAUCUUAUUCGUUACCCGAAUGUAGUUCGAAUGUUAAAACAAUUGACAGUGAUGUGCAUACAUCGCUACGAAUCAAUCAGGAACCCGGAAUGUCUGUAAUUCAAUCAACAUUAUGCGCGAAUUUGCAGCGUUCUAUUCCGCAAGGUAGAAAGGCCGGUAGAUUUAGACCAGGAUGGUUAGAAACAUAUUCCUGGCUGCAAUACGAUGAACGAUCGAAUCUUAUGUUUUGCAAAUACUGUAGAAAAUGGAGUGAAUCCAUACCAGAAAUUCGCACUUCAUUCGCAGCGGGAAAUGGCAAUUUUAGACUUGAGAUCGUGAACCAUCACGAUAAGUGCAAAGCACAUAAUCUAUGUGUGGCUAAAGAAAGCGAAGCAAAAAAAAAUUACGCUUACGCGACAAAGACCUGCUAGCCUCGAUAUUUAUCGUAUUCUAUUCGUGCCUAUCUAGCUUGUAAUCCGUUCCGCUCAAUUAAUUUAAAAGAAAUUAUUAUUAAAUUAAUGAUUUAUAAAUACAAUAUUCACGUAAAUACCAUAUUUGAACAAAAUUUCUUGUCUCUUUUAAUAAUUCGUUUUAAAAUUUAAUCAAACUUGUAAUAAUGAGAAACUUGUAACAGAAUGUGUUACAAGCAUAUUAUAUGACUACCCACAAUCUCUUCGAUAUUCCUAAA